Messenger RNA from Durusdinium trenchii, 1932 nucleotides. NCBI's taxonomy places the organism in Eukaryota, Dinophyceae, Suessiales, Symbiodiniaceae. The record is from the annotation of a GenBank genome assembly.
AUGUCCAAGAACCAGCGAGAGUUCAUGCUGAGAGAACAACUGAAGAGCAUCAAGAAGGAGUUGGGCAUCGACAAAGACGAUGGUUCGGAGACGAUCUUGCAGAAGUUUAAGGAGCGCUUAGAGGGAAAGGAAGUGCCCAAAGAAGCGAAGGAGGCCAUUGACACGGAGUUCGAGAAGUUUGCGAACCUGGCGAAGGAGUCCCAAGAGUACCAGAUGACUCGGAACUAUUUGGAUUGGCUCAGCAGCAUGCCUUGGAGCGUGUACAGCAAGGAUACUUUUGACUUGAAGAAGGCCCGCGAGAUCUUGGACCGAGACCAUUAUGGUCUCGCUGACAUCAAGGACCGCAUCCGGGAGUUCAUCGCUGUGGGUGUUCUACGUGGCUCCAUGCAAGGCAAGAUCUUGUGCUUCGUGGGGCCGCCGGGUGUAGGAAAGACCUCCAUCGGAAAGUCUAUUGCUGAGGCCUUGGGUAGAGAGUUCUACCGAUUCUCCGUGGGCGGUUUGUAUGACGUGGCAGAGAUCAAGGGACAUCGCAGAACCUACGUUGGGGCGAUGCCUGGGAAGAUCAUUCAAUGCUUGAAGAAGGUGCAGACCUCCAAUCCGUUGGUCCUCAUCGAUGAGGUGGACAAGAUUGGCCGGGGCCACCAUGGUGAUCCCUCCUCAGCCCUGUUGGAGCUCUUGGAUCCAUCACAGAAUUCCGCCUUCAUGGAUCACUACCUGGAUGUUGCCGUCGACUGCAGCAACAUUCUUUUCGUGUGCACCGCCAACGUUCUCGAUACCAUCCCAGGACCUUUGUUAGAUCGAAUGGAGGUGAUCCGCCUCACAGGAUAUGAUCUACAAGAAAAGAUGAAGAUUGCGGAACAAUACUUGGUGCCAAAUGCUAUGGUAGAGGUGGGAUUGAAGCAGAAGAAAGCCGAGGCUCAAAGCGAGGUACAGGUACAGAAGGUGGCUGAAGAAGUCGAAAAGUCUGAGGAUGCCAAACCGCAGGAACCAGAACCAGAACCCGAAGUGAAGGCAGAGCCAAAGCAACUGAAGCCAGAGGUGAAGGCAGAGAUUGAGACCGGUGCCAUCGAGUCACUCAUCCGCUGGUAUUGCAGAGAGGCCGGUGUGCGAAACCUCCAAAAACAUAUCGAGCGGAUUUGCCGAAAGUUGGCCACAAAAGUGGUGGAGAAGUGGGAAGAUAAGAGUCAAGGCACUUCCUCCAAAGAUACAGAUGCGACGGGGGAUGCGAUAGAUCCUUCAAAGUCUGAAGUCAUUGAGCUGCGGGUGGAUGAAGCAUCUUUGAGUGAAUAUGUGGGCAAACCGGUUUUCACCUCUGACCGCCUCUACGAAGGCCAGUUGCCCUCUGGCACAGUCACGGGCCUCGCAUGGACUGCCAUGGGCGGCUCUGUGCUAUAUAUUGAAGCUACUGCACUCGCUCGACGUCGCAGUGAUCCAGACAAGCCAGCAACUGCACCCCCUAUGUUAGCAGUUACUGGUCAGCUGGGCAACGUGAUGAAGGAAUCCUCACAGAUUGCCUUGUUGGUAGCUCGUCGUCAACUGCAAGCACGAGGGAAGGAUGGCUUCUUUGAGGAGCAUGAGCUCUUCCUUCACUGUCCAGAGGGUGCAACACCGAAGGACGGGCCAUCAGCAGGUGUCACCAUGACAACCGCACUGCUGUCGCUUGCGAUGAAGAAGCCCAUCCCGACAGACUUGGCAAUGACUGGAGAGGUUUCACUGAAUGGUAAGGUGCUGGCCGUGGGUGGUAUCAAGGAGAAGACAAUAGCUGCUCGGCGGGCGGGUUGCAAGACACUGAUCUUCCCAGAGGCAAACCGCCGCGACUUUGAUGAACUGCCAAAGUACCUCCAGGAUGGACUCAACGACUUAGUCGCACCGUCACCUUCUGAAUUCCACCUCCACUUUGCUUUUGAUCGUGCACUCCUGAUCGAAGGCUGA